CAUAUAUACAUAUAUUCAAAAACCUGUUUCGAGGAUUUUGUGACAUUUAUUAAGCUGAUAAUGACGUCACGUUAUUUCCACAGGACAGCUGUGACUCGAAGCAAUCAAAGGUCCUGCUUCGAAACCGCAGCUUCUGUCAAAGUGAGCAGGACGCUGAGGAAAAUGAACCCUGCUUCAUGUGGUCCUCCUGACGUCCGCCUUCUGGACUCGGAUGGUCCCGGCCCUGGCUCAAAGAGGCGCAGCAGGAGGCACCUGAAGGUGGAGUACGAUGAGCACCGAGCCACAUCAGCAGUGAAGCUGGAGGCCUGGGAACCCGGCGAGUGGCGAGAACAGCUCCACUGCGUCCGUGAGAUGCGGCGUGGUCGUGACGCUCCCGUGGACACCAUGGGAGCAGAGAGAUGCUGUGACCCGGCAGCGCCCGCACACGUGAGGCGUUUCCAGGUGCUGGUGUCGCUCAUGCUGUCCAGUCAGACCAAAGACCAGGUGACCUCUGCAGCAAUGCAGAAGCUCAGAGCUCACGGCUGCACGGCAGCAAACAUACUCGCCACAGACGAUGCAACUGGGAAGUUAAUCCACCCCGUCGGCUUCUGGAGGAAUAAGGUGAAGUACCUGAAGCUGACCUCCACCCUGCUGCAGCAGGAGUUUGGAGGUGACAUCCCCAAUAGCGUGGAGGGGCUGGUCCGCCUGCCUGGAGUUGGACCUAAGAUGGCCCACCUGGCUAUGGACAUCGCCUGGCAUCAGGCAUCUGGCAUAGGUGUAGACACACACGUGCACCGUAUUGCUCACAGACUGGGCUGGGUCAGGAACCCGACCAGGAACCCUGAGGAGACACGGAAGGCCCUGGAGGAGUGGUUACCAAGGGAGCUGUGGUCGGAGGUCAAUGGGCUCCUGGUGGGUUUCGGGCAGCAGGUUUGUCUCCCUGUCCGGCCUCUGUGCUCCAUCUGUCAGAACCAGCAUGUCUGUCCCUCUGCACACAAGAACUGAGACCGUCUU
Molecule: messenger RNA, 993 nt
Organism: Thalassophryne amazonica
Lineage: Eukaryota; Metazoa; Chordata; Actinopteri; Batrachoidiformes; Batrachoididae
Product: endonuclease III-like protein 1
Biological process (GO): nucleotide-excision repair; base-excision repair; base-excision repair, AP site formation
Cellular component (GO): nucleus
Molecular function (GO): 4 iron, 4 sulfur cluster binding; DNA binding; oxidized pyrimidine nucleobase lesion DNA N-glycosylase activity
Source: RefSeq, a predicted model, not a curated record